Messenger RNA from Neospora caninum, 6630 nucleotides. RefSeq lists its product as hypothetical. The record is from RefSeq and is a predicted model, not a curated record. The transcript has 11 exons. Gene Ontology annotation, molecular function: phosphatidylinositol-3,5-bisphosphate 5-phosphatase activity. NCBI's taxonomy places the organism in Eukaryota, Apicomplexa, Conoidasida, Eucoccidiorida, Sarcocystidae. Gene Ontology annotation, biological process: phosphatidylinositol dephosphorylation. The coding region runs from base 1 to 6630 and encodes 2209 amino acids. Gene Ontology annotation, cellular component: intracellular membrane-bounded organelle.
AUGGCCCUCGAGUGUUCACAGAACGAGGAAAGAGAUGGGCGCCUAGAGACAAUGAACGUGAAGCCGCAGGUGGAAAGAAACGCGGAUCUGAGAGGAGAUUCCGCAGCUCUGUUGGGACGAGAAGGAAGCGAGAAACGGGACUUGCCGCCUCGAAUGUGCUUCCUCGGCAGCAAAGGCGGCGCGCCUGUGGACGAGGAUGAACGCGGGCGUAUUCUCCACACUUUAGAGGAGCUCUGCAAAGAAAUAGAUGAUCCCCUCCAGCUGGUGAUGCGUGACGCGCGGGGCCUCCUGGGCAUCCUUUCUCUCGUUCAAGGGCCACGCCUCGGCGUCAUCGCAGACGCUGAAAAGGUCACAGUUUUCCUCGGCGUCCACGACAUCUUCAGGGUCAAGAAAACCGAGUUUCUACCCCUAUUCACCACAGCCCCAAUCCCCCCCAACCUCCACCUGUACAUACACCUCGCCCUCUGCUCGCCGUCGCGCUCUUUUAUUGCCCCUUCGUCUCUUUCUUCUGCGUUUCCUUCCCCGUGGCCUUCAUCUCGUGACCGCAUGCAGCAAACAGACGUCUCGGCAACUCGCCUGCAGCACCUGGCGUCUGCUUCGUCCGAUCCGGCAAAGACGUGCAUCUGCGGGGGCAACUUCCACUGUCUGUACACUCGAACGCAGUGCGACACCUCCGAUCCCAGCAGAAACGCGCCUCGGCUGUGUGUCCGCAGUCCCUCUGAGUCUUCAUCUUCGUCUUCGCCUUCGCUUCCUCCCCUUCGCAGCGCUGUGAGGGCGUUGAAGCCUCCGCCCGUCCAGCACCAUGUGCAUGCAGCUGCACAGGCGCUCGACCAGAAGUUUGAGGGUCUGUUCGCGGCGUUCUCGCUCGAAAAAACCUACUUUUUCUGUCCCUCGUUCUUUCUGUGUCUCCCCCUCCAGCAGGUCGCUGCGCGCGCGUGUCGCCUGCGGAAGGCACCACCGAGACAGGGGCAGGAAAGAAGAGCAAAGGCCGGUAGGCAGAGACAGAGACGGUGCGAAGGCGGCAACGCCGAGGAGGCAGGCGCGGAGGCGCACAACCGCGCCACAGAGCGAGCUUGCGCGGAGAGCAAGCCUCAGAGAGAGACGGAGACAGCCGUGAGCGCCAGGACUGGACGGACACCGAAACUCAGCGACAGACUGCCUGUCGGUCAGUCAGGAGACAAAGGUCGUGAGAGAGAAGCCACGUACAGGGAGAAAACCGACGGACAGGACGAAGAGACAGACGAAGAGCGAGGCGAGGACGACGAAGUCGAAGAUGCGUACGAUGAAGGCGCAGAAGGCGGUAUAUCUGUGCAUGAUUUCCUAGCUUGCUCCGACGGCGAAGAGGGCGAGGAGAGUUCACUGCGGAAGGAAGAGCGGAGAUUCGUUUGGAACUAUGAACUCAUGAAGCCAUUCCUCGCCCAAGGACCAGCGGGGUUCGAGUGUCUGCGCAGGGGGAUUCUCCUGCCGAUUCUCCACGGCUUCGUUCGCGCCGCGUCUCUCGCCGUUUCGCGCGGAACGGUGCGGCUGCUGCUGAUUGCGAGGAGAUCGGCCUUCUUUGCAGGGACCCGCUCGCUUUUGCAACGGUACGGCGCUCCAAUCCAUGUCCUGAAUCUGCUAAAACGUCGUCUGCCUCCUUCCGCUCCUUCCUCUUUGUCUGCUUGCCCCAACCGGAGUGGCGAACGCCCAGACGAGACGCAGAGUGAGGAGUCCUUUCGACAGUCGCGUUCGUCGUCCUUCGCCUUCUUUUCAUCCGCCCUGCUGGACGUCGAGUCUCCGCGCCCGUCUCUCGGAAGUCCCCCGAGGUCCGCUGUAUCGCCGCCCUACCUCCACCUUACGCGUCAACCGUCUCUGCAGUCUUCUUCCGUCACCCCCCCAAUGGAGAGGGAUGCCUCGUUUGCGACGUGCGCAGCUAACGCGCGCGCGUCUCUCGCAGGCGUGCCGUCUCCCUCUGAAAGUAACGCUGCCUCUGAAAGCGACACUGUCUGUGUGGGCCCCUCGCCUACACGCUCGCGCCAUGCUCUGCGCCAUUCUUCCUCCUGCGAUCUUCCCCAUCCUUCUCUCUCUUCCGCCUUCUCUUCGGCGUCUGCCACGUUCGUGUCUUCUGCUUCAUCCUCAUUCACUUUCCCUUCGGCCUCCUCGUCGUCGCUCCAAGCUGCGGUCGGGGCCGCGAUUGCGGCGGGACGGAAGGGCGCGGGCUACGAGAGACGAGAAGAACAAGAAGGCGACUUGGGCGAGGUGUACAGACAGCUCGUUGACGACCUGAACGAGGAAUUGCCUCAUGCCUUGAGGAUUCACUUCCACUGGAUCGACCUGAAGCGCCAGCAGUACCGACGCCCAGCGCCUCUGGUUCCGCCCUCUCCAUCUCCUUCUUUUCCUUCUCCAUCGUCGUCACCUCCCCCCUCGCCUGCUUCGGGUUUGGCAGGUUCGGGUGCGCGCGAGGGCCGAGCCAAGGAAGCGUGCUUGUCUUCUUUUUGCCGCCAAAGCGGCGAGGGAAAGGCUAGCUUUUUCGAUGACGAAGGCGCGCAAAGACGGGACGACGGCUGUCGCUCGCAGCAGCUCGCGCCUCCGUUCUCCAAAAGCUGGAAAGAGCCCGGGCUCGAAAGCAGAGAGAAAGAGCGAGAGAGACAAAGAGAGAGAGAGCGCGAGCGAGAGGAAGAGGAGUCCCUCACGCCAUAUCGGCAACUUCAGGUGCUCGGCGAUGAGCUCUUAAACACCGUCGGCGUUUUCUACACGAAUGAUCCUAUUACCCUCGAGGCGACGUGUGUACAACGAGGCGUGUGCCGAAUCAACUGCCUCGAUUGCCUCGACCGGACCAACGACGCGCAGCUGGUCCUCCACAAGCACCUGCUGCUCCAUCUUUUGCGCGCCAUGCGCUUCCUUCCCGCUGACUCCGCCGACUUAGACCCUCAGGUUGCGGCGGUCCUCUCUGGCCUCCUGGAAGCCGCAGGCGAUCAGAUUGCGUUGCAAUACGGAGGAUCGAAUGCUCACAAGAAACAACAACUGUUGAGCUCGCGCGCUUCUCCUCCGGAUCCGAGACAUCCUUCGCCCCCUCGGCUCCUUCCUCUCCGCGGCCAGGGCCCGGCUGCCUUCGCCCCUGCUUCCGCGGUCGCGCCGCUUUAUGCGCCCCACGCGCCGCCGUCCGCUUCGUCUUGUAUUCGGGUAUCUCUGCAGAGAGACGCCGCAGAGACCCCCGGCAGCGGGCUCUCGGCGUGGGUGGACAGCGUCGCCAGGGCCUUCCUCGGCUGGGGGAAACGACGGGGCGAAGGAGACAGCUUGCGCGAGCCCAGAGAGGAGGAACAGGGAACGCCCGCCUCGCCUCUGUUUUUCCUCUCGCUGGUCACAUCUGUGAAACGCAGGUACCACAACGUCCUCGCAGAUGGAGGGAAGCAACAAGUGGUGAACCUCGUCCAGAGCAAAUUGCAUCCCGUAGACGUUCAAGGCGACGACCUCGCGUCACUCGACGUCGACGCAGACGCCUGGUUGCACCACGAGUGGAUCGAGCCUUCGUUCGAUCCGCAGGCGUGGUGGGUGUUGCCGCUCCAACGCUUCUUCAAUGCCAUGCGUCUCGCAACCUCUUCGAAGACGCUUCUUCUCCCUGCCUCGCCUGGCGCUGCGGCAUCCGCUUUGCCGUCUCGCUCCCUCUCUCUGUCUUCUGCGCCUCGCCAUUCCUGUCGGCGCUGCGCCUCUCGGGCCCACGCCACGUGGCGCUGGGCGUGUCCCGUCGCCAGACUGGACCUCGAUGCAUCCCUCGCGUCUCCGUGGUUUGACCUUUUCGGGGGCAGCUUGCAGCCUCCCCUCGAACUUCGCUUUCCACUCUCGGCCCCGCGCGCCUCUCUGUGUCUCCGAGUUUCUGCUGCGCAUCUCCGCGCGCCUCUUUCCUCGUGCUUUUCCCGAUCGCCCGAGCUGGACCUUCGAGACACGGCAGGCGCUGCGCAGACUGGGGCCUCGAACAGCCUGGAGUGUAUAUACACCUAUCAGCCGUGGCUCGAGGAGGCGGAGGUCGCCGGCGAGAGAGCCGCCGAACUCGCUCGCGAUCUGCUGCGGCCUCGUUCUUCUCCCGCAUCUUCGCAUGCAGUCCCAGGCAUCGGAAAAGAGAGCGACGCCGAGGGACAAUGUGCGACACCGGCAGAAGGCCGGGGAGUCGCGAACCGUGCUGGCGGCGCGCUCCAUGAGGCGUGCGGGGACGAACCGAAAACGUGUAAAACCGAAACGCCUCCACAAUUUGAAGACCCUUCCCAACAAGAGAGUGAGGCAUCCGUGGAACCAGACGCAAACGACAGCGCGCGACUGCACGGCGUGCGGGCUGGGCAAGGAGUUUCCGCUCCUGGCGGUCCUUCCCGGACGUGCUCCACUCCGAGUCCCAGCUCUCGAGAGGUGUCUCCGUUUCGCGCCUCGUUCUGUCUCCUUCUCCCGUCGUUGUUUCUGCGGCCUUCUGGGCGUGCGUUCUUCUCGAAAAGGCGCCGACGUGCCGCCUCUGCCGUCAGGUGCGCGAAACCUAAGCGCGGAGCCCCACCAGUGCCGACGCCAGAGAUCGGGUUUCCAGGACCGAAGCUUGCGACAGGCAGCCCGUCGCCGAAGGCUCCGGUCCGCUAUCCCUCCUUGUCUUCUCUUCCUUCUUUUUCCUUUUCUUUUUCUGCAUUUCCCUCCUUCUCUUCCUUUCCGUUUUCGUUCGCAUCUGCCUCCGCGUCCUACCUCUCGCUCCACGACAUUGCAGAAGAAACUGUGGAAGGUGAGCAAGUGCUCGUCGCUCGCUUUCUCGAGGACGGCGUCUCUGGCGUAGAGAGUGGCGACGAGGAAGAGGAGGAGACGCACGAUAAUGAGGACGAAGGAAACGGCGACGCGCCCGUUGGCCCGGACGGGUCCGGAAAUCGAGAAGGGACCCACACGGACACUUGCGAGGCCGAGGAGAGGUCCGCAAGGACGCAGUCCCGGCGACGCCAUGAGGCGACCGAUACUGAGGCCACAGGCAUGCAUUCCGCGCAAGAGACGGCAAGAGCGAGUCGAGAUGCGGCAAUCGGAAAGACGACGCGUUUGAAAGAAAGGCGACAGAAUCUGGGAGACUUCGAUUUGCGACGCAGAGCCCGAGAAGAACGCGCAGUCCACUUCCGCGUCGGAGACACUCCGAGUCUCGGCGGGUUUCUCCCCUCGCAUCCUUCGUCCUCUCUUCUCCCGCCGUCGCGGCCUUCGCCCUUCUCUUCCCUUGAGGUGUUUCAGGCGUAUCAAUCCUCGCUUGUGUGUCCGUGUGGACACGCUGCGCCGGAAGAUGAGGGCAGCGGCACUGGGGACAUCGAAUAUCCGGCUGGCGGUUUCGCUCCGUGGGGGAAGUGUGCGAACACUGCGCCUCGCCCUCGGGCCCUUACAUGCCACCUUCAACCCUCGUGUGGCCCCAGCCGCGACAUGCGAGACUCCAGCAACGUCACGUCUCUGAGUCCCACCGAGAAACAGAGAAGAAGCUCGGAGUUACUGUCUCGCAACAGCCUCUCUUCGGCUUCUUCUGUCACCUCACCUUCGGCUCGCCGUCUGCGUCUGUCUCCUGUGGCGGCUGGGCGGCCGUGUGCGUCGCCGUUCUGUCUGUGGCACUGGGGGGUGUCUCCGAGUCAGGCCCUCGCUGCAUUCGCGGAAGCGAGGCGGGCACGCCCAGUCAGCGACAGGCAGCAUGCGUCUUCCAGUGCCCCUGAGCAGAAGCGUCGCGCGGAGACAGCAGCCCAACAGAGGCCGCGCGAGGAGACACCGCAGGCGACGCAGGGUGCAGAGAAGAAAGCGCACGUGAGGGAGAGAAAGAGGCCAGGAGAGCCGACAGCCCCCGAGACGGAGCGAGGGAGAGAGUCCGAGGAAGGGAAGAAUGGAAGAGAAGAUGAAGCGACCGAGUGCAACGCGAAGGCAGAAGAGCGGACGGAGACGGCACAGAAGCGAGCGACAGAUGGUGACGAAAAACCCGAGGGGAUCCUGAGGAACCUCAGUGAGAAGAGAAAGGCGCGGACACUGGAGACGCUUGGGAAACGGCGCCCGGCUUCUGGACUUUUCCUCCCGACUGGCUGCCAGGUGAGAAGAGGAACUCGCGUGUUCGACAGCUCUGAAGACGGCUCGUGUCUCUGCUUUUCUGGAUCGAACUCGCCUCGCAUUUUCAGAACUGAAGAGGACGUCCCUCCCGUGUCACUUUCGCGGCUCUCCUCUCCGCUCGGCGACUCUUCCUGGCGGAGCGGGGCGUCUCCGGAUGGUGCGCCGUCGGGCCUUUCACACAGCCUAACUUCGCUGUCGCAUUUGUGGAGGCGAGACGCAGCGCCCGCGAAAGACCGCGGAAACGAACAGAUCGGCACCAUCUUCUCGCCCCUGCAAUGGCCGCUCUUGUCCCCUCGCGAGGAACCCAACCAUGGCCUUGCUUCGGCGUUGGGCGCCUCGCCUUCGUCCGCUCCUCGCCAGCCGGCGCCUGAGGAGAGACACUCUGGGUGCGUGAUAGAGCAGAGGGAAGGCCUGUCUCUCCUUUCCCCAGUGUCCUUGAGCGGCGAGAGCGGCGCGACACGCGAGGACAUCCCUUACCUGUUUGGCGAAGAAAUCGAACAGAAAAAAAACGAAUUUGCACGCCUUCUCAGCCGUGCAGAAACCUCCUUCGCUCUUGUGCAUGGGUGGUAA